This is a messenger RNA of Cloeon dipterum, 1045 nucleotides long. It is a transcript of the gene Rack1, whose product is annotated as Receptor of activated protein kinase C 1. Gene Ontology annotation, biological process: rescue of stalled cytosolic ribosome; positive regulation of protein phosphorylation. The coding region runs from base 67 to 1026 and encodes 319 amino acids. NCBI's taxonomy places the organism in Eukaryota, Metazoa, Arthropoda, Insecta, Ephemeroptera, Baetidae. The transcript is spliced from 5 exons. The record is from RefSeq and is a predicted model, not a curated record. Gene Ontology annotation, cellular component: cytosol; nucleus. Gene Ontology annotation, molecular function: translation regulator activity; protein kinase C binding; ribosome binding.
CGUUCUUCGUGGCAGCCGAAUAAUCUUCUAAUAUCUUGGCCAUCUUUGCAGUUUCAUAGCAGCAAAAUGACUGAAACUCUUCAGCUUCGAGGAACCCUGCGGGGGCACAACGGAUGGGUCACCCAGAUCGCGACCAACCCGAAAUAUCCGGACACAAUCUUGUCGUGCUCGCGUGACAAGACCCUCAUCGUCUGGAAGCUAACCAGGGACGACGCCAACUACGGCUUCCCUCAGAAGCGCCUCUACGGCCACUCGCACUUCGUUUCCGACGUGGUUCUGUCUUCCGACGGAAAUUACGCGCUCUCGGGCUCGUGGGACAAGACGCUCCGCCUGUGGGACUUGGCUGCCGGUAAAACCACCAGACGGUUCGAAGACCACACCAAGGACGUGCUCAGCGUGGCCUUCUCGGUCGACAACCGCCAAAUCGUGUCUGGUAGCCGGGACAAGACCAUCAAGCUGUGGAACACCCUUGCCGAGUGCAAGUACACCAUCCAGGAGGAAGGACACACCGACUGGGUGUCCUGCGUGCGAUUCUCCCCCAACCACCAGAACCCCAUCAUCGUUUCAUGCGGCUGGGACAGGAUGGUCAAGGUUUGGAACUUGACCAACUGCCGCCUUAAAAUCAACCACAUCGGCCACACUGGAUACCUGAACACGGUCACCGUCUCCCCUGACGGCUCCCUGUGCGCUUCCGGUGGCAAGGACUGCAAGGCCAUGCUUUGGGACCUGAAUGACGGCAAGCACUUGCACACCCUCGACCAUAACGACAUCAUCACUGCGUUGUGCUUCUCCCCCAACCGGUACUGGCUCUGCGCCGCUUACGGACCUUCCAUCAAGAUCUGGGAUCUUGAAAGCAAGGACAUGGUUGAGGAACUGCGCCCUGAGGUUGUGUCGCAGUCCAAGGCGGAACCUCCCCAGUGCUUGUCGUUGGCUUGGUCCACGGACGGACAGACGCUCUUCGCUGGAUAUUCUGACAACACCAUCCGAGUUUGGCAAGUGUCGGUGACGUCUGUAUCUUCUCAUUAAACGGACGUGUUUUCCUGAA